AUGAAAUUCAGCCUUGCUCUUACCGCCGCCGCCUUCUCUACCGCCAGUGCCUUCACUGCUCCCCAGCAAUCUGCCCGCUCUUCCACUUCUUUGAAUGUUUGGGGAGAUAAGGACUACCUGAUCGCUCCUUCCAUCCUUUCCGCCGAUUUCGCCAGAUUGGGUGAGGAAGUCGACAAUGUGCUUGAGGCCGGUGCCGAUGUUGUUCACUUCGACGUCAUGGACAACCACUAUGUCCCCAACUUGACCAUCGGACCUAUGGUCUGCAAGGCCCUUCGUGACCACGGAGUUACCGCCCCCAUUGAUGUCCACCUUAUGGUUUCCCCCGUCGAUGCCGCCAUUGGUGACUUUAUUGAUGCCGGUGCCUCUUACAUCACCUUCCACCCUGAGGCCACCAACCACGUCGACCGAUCCCUUCAGCUUAUCAAGAACGGAGGAUGCAAGGCCGGACUUGUCUUCAACCCUGCCACCAGUCUUGAUGUCGCCAAGUUCGUUUUGGACAAGCUUGACAUCAUCCUUCUGAUGUCUGUCAACCCAGGAUUCGGAGGACAAGCCUUCAUCCCAGCUGUCUUGGACAAGGCCAGAGACGCCCGCAAGCUUAUCGAUGACAACGGAUUGGACUGCCGUUUGGAAAUUGAUGGAGGUGUCAAGGUUGACAACAUCAGAGAAGUCGCUGAAUCCGGUGUUGAUAUGAUGGUUGCCGGAAGUGCCAUCCUUAAGGAGCCACGAACCGUCGAGGCCUACAAGGAGACCAUUGACUCCAUGCGUGCCGAACUCGCCAAGGUUGGAAAGUAA
Molecule: messenger RNA, 792 nt
Organism: Cylindrotheca closterium
Lineage: Eukaryota; Bacillariophyta; Bacillariophyceae; Bacillariales; Bacillariaceae
Source: the annotation of a GenBank genome assembly